UUUAAUUGUCAAAAGUGUUUGAGACGUUGAGCCGAGUGGAUGGCAACAGUGCGUCUGUGAAUGUAGAACGAACUAAUAAAUAGAAAAAGGUGGAGAGACAAAUCCAAUUGGGAAAAAAUCAAUGAAAAAAGUGGUUUAAAUAGCAUAAAAAUGUGAAAAUAUUGUAUACAAAUUGAAAUUAAACUGUUAAAAACCUGUUUCCGGUUGGUUGGAUAAAUAAACAAUUUUGCAUGCAACAGAAAACUUCAAGUUGUGCUGUAGAAAGAAGCAUUGAUUUGUUACAAAAGACGCAUUGUGAAUUCAGGUUUUUGCUUUAUUUAUUGUAAUAACUCCACGCGCAGCAUUGCAUUGCUCCAAUUUCUUCUGACGACAUUUCUGUGUGUGCGUGACAAUGUAGCGUCAUCCAGCGCCCAUCAACACCUAUUUCGACAGUGAAAGUAUUUCCGUGAAUGCGACGUGUACUACAUUCACUCAGCGCUAUUCAAAACUUGCAUAUACAUGCCCAUUCACCUAUCCAUAUACAUAAGUUUGUAUAUAUGUACAUACGUACGUCUUUGCAGUUUCCUAAUCGCUUUAGAGCAGCGCUGAGGCGUAAAAUCUUGCCACAAGUGCAGCGUCGCCAGUAGCGGCGACGUUAGAUGCACACGAAAGCAUUGUUUUUGCAACAGCUUAUGAGACGGUAUGUGCAAGUUUUACUUUGAUUUUUAUUAUUGUUGUCGCAGCGUCACCUCUUACGCGUCCUUGAAUUGACGAUUGGCGCCAGGGACUUUUGCGGCCAUUGGAUUUGGUGAAAGAAAGACUUUUUCCGCCGGAAACAGUCGAAUAUGCAAUGAAGCGUUUGCUUUCAAGCAAAAGCAAAAACAAACAAAACCAAUAAUGCGCUUUUCCUAAGAACAGUGCUGCCAACUUCAUUGAGUAUUAACGAAUAUUGUAGGUGAGGAAGUCUGUGGAGGUGUAACCUGUUGGCUAACUGUUAGUUCAAUUGCAAAAAAAAAAAACACGUAAUUGGAACAAAAGUAAAUAAAUAAAAAAAUCGAAGUUAAAGUGAGAAACCAAAAGCACUCGUAAUUAAAAGUGACGAAAAAUCGAUUUUGCUCAUUUCUUUCUUCACAUAGCGAUGGCUACAUCACUGCAGUCAGUUGACACGCGUUGAACUAGUUGUGCUUACGGCGGAUUUAGCUCAAAAAUAAUCAAAUCGAAUAAUAAGUUACAAAUACAGUUUGAGAAAUAUUAACUAAAACAGUGAACAAAUAUAAAAAAAUAAAACAAAAAAACUUUUUAAAAUCGCCGCGUUACUCAGACGUCUCCACCUCUUGCCGCACGCAUGACUCAUCCGUUUCGUAACUGAUCCCUAUUGGACAUUGCCAGUAGCUUAUAGCUGCUGAGGCUACCAGAGAACCACGAAACUACACACAUAAAUAAAACGUGUCGUCGUGUUUUGGAAAAUGAAAAGUCAUAACAAGUAUGCAAAAUUACCCCAAGAUUUAGAUUUAAGUUUCCAGGAGCAAUUGGAUGUGGAUGCGGGAGCAUCGGAUGAAUUUAAUUUGGCAGCUGGCAUUGGAUUGGUAGACGAUACCGACGACGACGAACGCGUCACAACAGCUAGAGCUGGCGAUACAAACGUAGCCAAAACAGUGGAGGGGCACGUUUUCGACGACGAAGAAGACGAAAUUGUUAUAGCAACAGCUUUGAGCGGUGCGGGCGGCGGUGGUACUGCAGGUACACGUGCAAAUGUUAGUGGCGGCAGUGCAGUAGGCUUACGUGCGCACACGUCAGCUAGUAGUGGCGAAAAGAAGGCUCGUGGUGGUGGUGGUGGUGGUGGUGGUGUUGCAGUUGGUUUGGGCAGCGACAGUGUAAUCGAGACGGGUUCUACCCUAACGCCCGAAAUGUUGCUAACAACGUCCGAAUCAUCGACGUACAGCGCCUCCGAGGUUGCCGGUCGCCUGCAGGUGGACAUACGUACCGGUCUCAAAUGGACCGAGGCUAAGUAUCGUUCGAAAAUUAUCGGACACAAUGAGUUGAAUGUGAAUGAAGAAGAGCCGACAUGGAAGAAAUAUAUUGAGCAGUUUAAAAAUCCACUUAUACUGUUGCUGUUGGGCAGUGCGCUUGUUUCGGUGAUUAUGAAACAGUAUGACGAUGCUGUGAGCAUAACGAUAGCCAUUAUUAUUGUGGUAACAGUCGCCUUCAUACAAGAGUAUCGCUCGGAGAAGAGUUUGGAGGAGUUGAAAAAGUUGGUGCCACCCGAGUGUCAUUGCCUGCGCGAAGGUCGUCUUGAUACUUUUUUAGCGCGCGAGCUCGUGCCUGGCGAUGUGGUGUACUUGAAUGUAGGCGAUCGUGUGCCAGCCGAUGUGCGGCUCUUCGAAGCAAUCGAUCUCUCGAUAGAUGAGUCGAGUUUUACGGGUGAAACGGAGCCAGCGCGCAAGAGUACAGAACUCAUAUUGAGCAGUGCGACCAAUAAGGAUCAUACGAAUAUGAAAAAUGUCGCCUUCAUGGGCACGUUGGUGCGCUGUGGCAACGGCAAGGGUAUUGUGGUGAGCACCGGUGAGCGCAGUGAGUUCGGGGAGGUAUUCAAGAUGAUGCAGGCUGAGGAAGCGCCGAAAACACCACUACAAAAGUCAAUGGAUAUACUCGGCGCACAGCUGAGCUUCUACUCAUUCCUCAUUAUUGGUGUAAUCAUGCUUUUGGGUUGGCUGCAAGGCAAACCACUAACGGAAAUGUUCAAUAUCAGCGUUUCUCUCGCUGUCGCCGCCAUACCCGAAGGUCUGCCAAUUGUGGUCACCGUAACGCUAGCACUCGGUGUGAUGCGAAUGGCCAAGCGAAAUGCCAUUGUCAAGAAAUUGCCCACGGUGGAGACGCUCGGCUGCGUGAAUGUCAUUUGCUCCGACAAAACGGGCACUUUGACGAAGAACGAAAUGACAGCGACAGUCAUCAUCACAUCGGACGGCUACAUGGCCGACGUUACGGGCGCUGGCUAUAAUGACCAAGGCGAGAUACAUAUACGCAAUUGUAACAACGUCGAAAUGGCUAAGGCAAACAUCACCAAUUUGCUGGAAAUAGGCGCUGUCUGCAAUAAUGCUUACAUACAAAAUGGCACACUACUCGGUCAGCCGACAGAGGGCGCACUCAUCGCCGUGGCUAUGAAGAAUGGCAUGUAUGCCACGGCCGAGAAUUAUGUGCGCAUACAGGAGUAUCCCUUUUCGUCGGAACAGAAAAUGAUGGCUGUCAAGUGCAUACAUAAAUACAACAAUAAUAAAGAGGAGAUUUUCUUCGCCAAAGGAGCUUUGGAAAUGCUUUUACCACAAUGCACGAAAUACAUGUUCGGCACACAAACGGUACCGCUAACCAAACAAAAUGAGGCGGAAUUCUUGGCAGAGGCAUACGAAAUUGGCCGGAAGGGCUUGCGUGUGUUGGCUUUGGCUAAGGGACGCAGCUUACAGGAUCUCAUCUAUUGUGGUCUCGUGGGCAUAACCGAUCCGCCGAGGCCGUUGGUACGUGAGUCCAUUGAGAUGCUGAUGCAGAGUGGUGUGCGCGUUAAGAUGGUCACGGGCGAUGCACAGGAAACGGCCAUGGCAAUUGCAAAUCUCAUUGGCAUUGAUACAAUUCAUCAGCAAACACUCUCUGGCCAGGAGAUGGAUCAACUGAAUGAACAUCAGCUGGACAAGGUUGCCAAUAAUGUGAGUGUUUUCUAUCGCGUUACACCACGCCACAAGCUGGCGAUUGUGAAAUCCCUACAACGCACGGGAAAUAUUGUCGGCAUGACCGGCGAUGGUGUCAACGAUGGUGUUGCUUUAAAGAAGGCUGAUAUUGGCAUAGCUAUGGGCAAGAAUGGCACGGAUGUAUGCAAGGAAGCUGCCGAUAUGAUACUAGUCAAUGAUGAUUUUCAUACUAUAAUUGCCGCCAUCGAGGAGGGAAAAGCGAUUUUCUACAACAUUCGGAAUUUCGUACGUUUCCAAUUGAGCACAUCUAUCGCCGCUCUCUCAUUGAUCGCACUCGCAACACUCAUGGGAAUUGCCAACCCUUUGAACGCUAUGCAAAUACUCUGGAUCAAUAUCAUUAUGGAUGGCCCACCAGCGCAAUCGCUCGGCGUCGAACCCGUCGAUCAUGAUGUACUCAAGCAAAAGCCACGCAACGUCAAACAACCGAUGAUAACGAAAUCAGUGAUCGUGAAUGUACUGCUAAGCGCUAGCAUCAUUGUUCUCGGCACGUUGUGGGUAUUCCAGCGUGAAAUGGCCGAUGGUACGAUGGGUAAAACGAAACGCGACACCACCAUGACAUUUACAUGUUUCGUCUUUUUCGAUAUGUUCAACGCAUUGGCGAGUCGUUCGGCCACUAAGAGCGUUUUCAAGAUCGGCUUGUGUACGAAUCGAAUGUUCCUACUCGCUGUUGGUUUCUCGAUUAUCGGCCAAAUGUUGGUCAUCUAUUUUCCGCCAUUACAAAUGGUAUUCCAAACGGAAGCGCUCUCUGCCUACGACAUACUAUUUUUAGUGUCGCUCACAUCGUCGGUGCUGAUCGUGGCGGAGAUUAAGAAGUGGUUCGAACGCACAAUGGAACGUAAGAUGUACAAGACACGCUCCGAGUUGGAUUUCGUAUGACAAAAAGCAAGCGCUGGAAGAAAAUCGUCAAACGUUAAGAAUGAUUAAGCUUAGCAAAGUACACACAAACAAACAAACCACAAACAAACAACACACAGCAAGGUGCAAAGGACGGAGUGAGUGAAGUGUGCAGCGAACAGAACAGAACACAGGGCGGGCAUACAAGGCGGUUUGCCGCAAAAGUAUGGAAAGUGGGGUUAGACAUGAAAAAAGAAAGAGAAAAAUUAAAAAAAAAAUCGAAAAUGUUUAGGGUAUAUUGGGCGUGUAAGUUUAAGUGAAAUCAACAAGAGAGCAAUGCAUAUGAAGUAAACUAAAAAAAAAAGAAAGAGAGAGAGAGAGAGAGAGAGCAAAACUAAUACACUACUUUAAAAUGUCUCUUUAUCUUUAUCUUCAUACAUGGUUUACUUUCCUUUUCGUAAUUAGUUCGUAUAUUUAAGUAUACUAAGGCGAAGUGACGUAUAAGUGAGAGAAUUUAGUUAACUAGCAUAAACAAAAACAAAGAAAUGGCGAGCAAUUGGAAGGAAGACCGUUCAAAGUGAGGCAAUGUGCUGAAAGUGUGCGACAGAAAACAGCGAAAACAAAGCAAAGCAAGCAAAAAGAGUAGUGCAAUUAAAUAAUAUUUUAAAAUAACUAAAAUCAAUGGUAUAAAAAAAGACAAUAUUUCUGGAAAAAAUAUAUUUUUCUGAAAAAUUGUUUUUAAACAAACUAAAAAAAAAUAUUGGGGCUAAGACAAAUAUUGUAUUCAAACUUCUGUAAAUUUUUUUUAAAUAGAUUGUCAUAAAUUUAAUAUAAUUUUUUAAAGUCAAUACUUCAUUUAUUCAUUUUUUUCUAUUUAAUUUAAAAUUUUCAGCAAAAUGUUGUUUUGCACAAUUUGUAUGCAGAAUUUUCAGUAAAAAAAAAUGCUUAGCUUUUGUUUUUCAAAAUACAUUUGAAGCUUUAAGUUUUUUAAGUACUUCUACUGCUUUUGUUGGCAUUCGCUUUAAGAGUGUUUCUCAGUAUUAUUAAGAAACUAGUAGAAUUAUAACACACAAAUGUCGAAUGCUCGAAAUUAUUAUUUUG
Molecule: messenger RNA, 5651 nt
Organism: Ceratitis capitata (Mediterranean fruit fly)
Lineage: Eukaryota; Metazoa; Arthropoda; Insecta; Diptera; Tephritidae
Gene: SPoCk
Product: calcium-transporting ATPase type 2C member 1
Exons: 4
Coding region: 1446-4592 (1048 amino acids)
Biological process (GO): calcium ion transmembrane transport; intracellular calcium ion homeostasis; manganese ion transport
Cellular component (GO): plasma membrane; Golgi membrane; endoplasmic reticulum
Molecular function (GO): ATP hydrolysis activity; ATP binding; P-type calcium transporter activity
Source: RefSeq, a predicted model, not a curated record